ACCCUAUGCAUAUAAAUGCCAUAUACCCGUAGCAUGCAUUGCCAUGUAAAAACAAUGGAGGAGAACACUAGAGGCAAGACCAAGGAUGAGGAGAAGGUGAAAUACAGAGGAGUUCGUAGGCGGCCAUGGGGGAAGUUUGCGGCAGAGAUACGUGACUCGGCCAGGCAAGGGGCGCGGGUGUGGCUCGGAACGUUUAAGUCAGCCGAGGAAGCGGCUCAUGCCUAUGACAGAGCAGCCUAUGCCAUGAGGGGUCACUUGGCCGUUCUCAACUUCCCAGAGGAAUACCGUUCACCAAGAAGUGCCUCCUCUGCUAUGUCUUCAUCUUCAUCUUCAUCCUCGUCUUUGAUGAGUGAGAAUAGAGGGGAGAGAGAUAGUAGUAAGCAUGGAAACCAAGUGUUUGAAUUCGAGUGCUUGGAUGAUAAGUUGUUGGAUGAACUUCUUGAAAGUGAAGAGAGAAAGAACAAGAAUCAGCUAAGUUUCUGGCCAUCUUAGGCCUUUUAAGAGUUUCUAGUCAUCUCAACUUCCAACACCUGCUUAACAGAAAUGCUCUUUAGCCAAGAAAAAAUAUUUUAAAAAGUGAAAAAAAUUUGAAUUUAUUGCACAUAUACUUAAACAAUUGGUGUGUAGUUCAUUUCCAAUUUUUGACAUUUUUUUAAGUAUUUUUUCUCAUUACGUAGUAUUUAUGGGACAUAAUAAGAAAAUUAGUUGAUGCCCUUCUCUUCCUUCCCUGUCUUUUAAGUGAAGGAGAUAGGAUGAGGUGUGUUGAAAUAUGUUUUCUUGUUCCAGUUGUUUUGGUUCUCCUUGUUUGUAAGCAUAGACAUCUGUAGGGUUAUUCACCCAAAAAAGACAUCUGUAGGUCUGCGUUUGUUCUUUUGUGUUGGCCUGGGAAUGCCCCUGACCUAAAGACUCAUUCCUUUCUCA
Messenger RNA from Camellia sinensis, 921 nucleotides. RefSeq names its product ethylene-responsive transcription factor ERF098. Gene Ontology annotation, biological process: ethylene-activated signaling pathway; regulation of DNA-templated transcription. NCBI's taxonomy places the organism in Eukaryota, Viridiplantae, Streptophyta, Magnoliopsida, Ericales, Theaceae. The record is from RefSeq and is a predicted model, not a curated record. Gene Ontology annotation, molecular function: DNA binding; DNA-binding transcription factor activity.